Molecule: messenger RNA, 1071 nt
Organism: Chenopodium quinoa (quinoa)
Lineage: Eukaryota; Viridiplantae; Streptophyta; Magnoliopsida; Caryophyllales; Amaranthaceae
Exons: 4
Coding region: 1-1071 (356 amino acids)
Source: RefSeq, a predicted model, not a curated record
AUGAAUGAAGCUGCUAGAACUAGUGUUCUUUCACGCAAAUGGAAAUUCAUGUGGCAAUGUUUUCCUGUCUUGUUCUUUGAAGCGAAUUCCCCCACAAUGGAAAGAAUUAAAAAAGAUGAUCAAUUACUUUUCCAAGAAAGAUUAGGUAUUACGAGGUGGGUGAAUAGCGUCUUGGAAGCUCAUCGUGGUCUGACUAUAGAUGAACUGAGGGUGAUUUUUGACUUGGAUGUUGAUUGUGAAUCUUAUAUUGACAAAAGUAUUUCCCUAAUUGACUGCUAUACUUGGCCUCUUAAAUGUCGUGUGCAAUCAUUUGAUCCUCGUAAUUUGGCUUCCCUAAGAUCUUUGUGUCUUAAAUACGUCAAUCUUACUGUGGAAGACCUUGAGUGUCUUCUGAAAUAUUGCCCUGCCCUUGAGGAUUUGCGCAUUGUUGGAGGGGCAAGCGCUUUAACAGAUAUACAUCUUCCUCAUUCACCUCUUCAAUUGAAACAUUUAGAGGUAUCAUGUUGUCCCCGUUUGGCAAGCAUAGAUAUUUUUGUCCCAAAACUUGUGUCAUUCACCUACCAAGGGUGCCCCAUAGUGCUGUGUCUCAGAGGUGCCUCCUUGCUUUCUGCAGUAUCAAUUGGUAAUGGAGAUUAUCAAGGAUCGGUUGUACCCUUUGCUUCAGGAUCUCUUUCGACAUACUUUCAGCAAUUGGAUUACUUAAAAUGGGACUUGCUCCUGAACCCUCGAUGCAGUAACAUAAUCCAGUUUUCGGGGAAUGGUCGGAUAUAUGAUUUGUAUAAAAUGAAAGAAAUCAAAUACAAUGGGCGCCCCUUCACGAGUUUGAAGACAUUGGAGCUUUUUGGGUUAUUAGGACAACCAAUUGAUAUGCAAUUUGCAACCUUCAUAGUUGAGAAUUCCAUCAUGCUGAAAGAUGUGAUUUUUCAGUUACCAACGUUGAAUUAUGCGCCAUUUUACAAACAUGCAAUGAAUCGGAUUCGGAAGUUCAAAAGGUGUUUGCCGCAAGGGGUCAACUUUAUCUUGUACAAGUUGUUGGAUCGCAACGCGCAUGUUUCCCCUGGCUCAACAUAG